UUCUCAAUCCAAAAAUGAAAAAUAAAAAAUCUAAACUAACCCAUCAAAUCACUGUUCCAAGAGACAGACACACACACACACCCCUGUGCAUUGUUAUUACAGUUGAAAACACACUCAAACACACACCAAAAGAACGCACACGCAGAGUACUCCAUGAUCACCACUAAGCCUUCACAUUGCACUUCAUCACAGAGUUUCAGCUUCACUCUGAAGAAAUCCCACAAACAAAAUCUUGCUACUUUCCACCAGCACAAGUAUUCUUCCCCAGCCAACACAUGUAUAGCCUGCUUCUCUUCAUUUGCCAGUGCAGAAACGCCAAAAUGGGACUCCCAGAUUAUUCAUUUCUCGAAUGGGAGUAAUAACAAUCUUGUAAAAAGCAGAACCCAGAACAAGAAAAAGGAAGAAGAAGAAUUAGUGGAAGUGGGUGAAGAUGUGGUGAUUACAGGAGAUAGAAAGGUGAAGUGUGAAGUGGAAGUGAUAUCUUGGAGGGAACGUAGAAUCAAAGCUGAGAUAUCAGUUAAUUCUGAUGUUGAGUCCGUGUGGAAUGCUCUCACUGACUAUGAAAGGCUUGCUGAUUUCAUCCCAAAUCUUGUCAGCAGUGGGAGGAUUCCUUGUCCACAUCCAGGAAGAAUAUGGUUGGAGCAAAGAGGGUUGCAAAGGGCACUGUAUUGGCAUAUAGAAGCUCGUGUUGUUUUGGAUCUUCAAGAAUUUCCCAACUCUGAAAAUGAUCGUGAACUUCACUUUUCCAUGGUUGAUGGAGAUUUCAAGAAAUUUGAAGGCAAAUGGACAGUGCAGUCUCGGAAAGGGUCGCGUACUACAUCAUUGGGUUAUGAAGUGAAUGUUAUUCCCAGGUUCAACUUCCCUGCAAUAUUUCUGGAGAGGAUUAUCGGAUCAGAUCUUCCUGUAAAUCUUCAAGCUUUAGCAUGCAGAUCUGAAAGCAAUUACGAAGGAAACCAGACCAUAGUCUCGGAAAGUUCCUUGAACUCAUCAUCUUUGCAUUCUCUUUCUCUUGGAAGCACAGAAAUUGAAAGUGCAACAGCAUUGAAGAAUAAAGUUACUAGCGGAGAUAUAAAGCAAAAGUUUGUUAAAGCUAAUUUUGGCCCUUUGUCCCCUUCCACCGGUGAGUUAAACAGUAACUGGGGAAUCUUUGGGAAAUCUUGUCCACUUGACAAACCAUGCAUGGUGGACGAAGUUCACCUCCGUAGAUUUGAUGGCUUGCUGGAAAAUGGGGGUGUUCAUCGCUGUGUUGUAGCCAGCAUUACUGUAAAAGCUCCCGUUCGUGAAGUAUGGAAUAUUCUCACAGCUUAUGAGGGUCUUCCUGAGAUAGUUCCGAACUUAGCUAUCAGCAAGGUGCUAUCUCGAGAGAACAAUAAAGUUCGCAUUCUCCAGGAAGGCUGCAAGGGUCUACUCUACAUGGUUCUCCAUGCGCGUGUUGUCCUUGAUUUAUGCGAGCAUCUUGAGAAGGAGAUCAGAUUUGAGCAGGUUGAAGGUGACUUUGAUGCAUUUCGUGGCAAAUGGAUUCUGGAGAAAUUGGGUAGCCACCACACUCUGUUGAAGUAUUCAGUGGAAUCAAAAAUGCAUAGAAACUGCUUUCUUUCUGAAGCUAUCAUGGAAGAGGUCAUUUAUGAAGAUCUCCCUUCAAAUCUGUGCGCUAUACGAGACUAUGUAGAAAAAAUAGAGAGUGAGAUCCAUCAGGACACACACAACAAUGACAGUUAUGCACAGACAGCUUCAUCAAGCUACGGCAGCUCCUAUAAUUUUAGUAUGGAAGCCAACGAUUCUGACUGCAUCUCAAGUUCAUCCAGACAAAGACCAAAGGUUCCAGGCUUGCAGAGGGACAUUGAAGUUCUUAAAUCCGAGCUCUUGAAUUUCAUUUCCGAACAUGGGCAGGAGGGAUUUAUGCCCAUGAGAAAACAACUGCGGAAGCACGGGCGGGUUGAUAUUGAGAAGGCAAUCACACGCAUGGGCGGAUUCAGGAGAAUUGCUUCAUUAAUGAAUCUGUCCCUUGCCUACAAAAACCGAAAGCCAAAAGGUUACUGGGAUAACCUUGAAAAUUUGCAAGAAGAGAUAAAUCGAUUCCAAAGGAACUGGGGUAUGGACCCGUCAUUCAUGCCCAGCAGAAAAUCCUUUGAACGUGCAGGUCGCUAUGACAUCGCACGUGCACUGGAGAAAUGGGGAGGGCUACAUGAAGUAUCCCGUCUUCUGUCACUCAAGGUGAGACACCCGAACAGGCAAGCUGCCCUUGCCAAAGAAAAGAAGGUUGAUUAUCCAAUAUCUAACAAUGUAAAUGCCCAGGAGAAAACACCAUCCAAAACCUAUGUUUCACAAGAUACACAGAAGUGGCUAAUGAAACUCAAGGACUUUGACAUUAACUGGGUAGAGUAAGCAUGUUUAUCAUGCGGUCUACGCGACUUAAUCAAUGCUUGUACAUCAUGAUCCUAUCUAGAUAAUAUUGUUUCUCCACUGACCCUUGACCAUUAUUCAGAUUUCAGAAAACUACACUGGCUUACUGAAUUUGGAAUGUGCAUUAGAAAGACCCUCAAA
Molecule: messenger RNA, 2544 nt
Organism: Sesamum indicum (sesame)
Lineage: Eukaryota; Viridiplantae; Streptophyta; Magnoliopsida; Lamiales; Pedaliaceae
Product: polyketide cyclase/dehydrase/lipid transporter
Biological process (GO): regulation of photosynthesis, light reaction
Source: RefSeq, a predicted model, not a curated record